Molecule: messenger RNA, 2769 nt
Organism: Phialemonium atrogriseum
Lineage: Eukaryota; Fungi; Ascomycota; Sordariomycetes; Cephalothecales; Cephalothecaceae
Product: ARM repeat-containing protein
Exons: 3
Coding region: 1-2769 (922 amino acids)
Biological process (GO): establishment or maintenance of microtubule cytoskeleton polarity; mitotic spindle organization; microtubule polymerization
Cellular component (GO): microtubule plus-end; kinetochore; spindle pole body
Molecular function (GO): microtubule plus end polymerase activity; microtubule plus-end binding
Source: RefSeq, a predicted model, not a curated record
AUGGCGGAAGAAGAAGAUUUCAGUUCCAUGCCAUUGGCGGACCGCUGGGUUCACAAGGUUUGGAAAGUACGCAAGCAAGCAUACGAGGAUGCAGCGAAGCAGUUCGAGAAGACUCCCGACGAACACGACCCUGCUUUCCGCCCCUUCUUGCAAGAUACGGGUUUGAUGAAAGGAGCAGCGGCCGACUCCAACGUUGCCGCCCAACAGGACGGCCUGGCGGCAUUGUGCGCCUUCUUGAAGUACGGCGGUCGAGAAGGCGCCGUACGGACACGACCUCAGACUGUCACUCCAAUCGUGGAGAAAGGUCUACCGUCGACAAGAGCGGCGAUAAAGGCCUCGGCCCUUGAAGCACUCCUCCUCUACAUCGAACUCGAUGUACCCGGCCCCGUCAUCGAAGAAAUCCUGCCCGCCCUCUCCAACAAACAGCCAAAGAUUAUCGCCGCAUCGCUCGCUGCCCUCACUCAGAUUUACCACAACUACGGUUGCAAGACGGCCGAUCCCAAGCCUGUCCUGAAACUUUUGCCAAAGGCGUUUGGUCACGCCGACAAGAAUGUCCGAGCAGAAGCCACGAACCUCGCCGUGGAAUUCUACAGAUGGCUCCGGGAUGCCAUGAAGCCCAUGUUCUGGAACGACCUGAAACCAACCCAGCAAACAGACCUCGAGGGCCAGUUCGAGAAGAUAAAGGCAGAGCCAACUCCAAAGCAGGAACGCUUCCUCAGAUCACAGCAGGCAGCCAUGGCACGCGCGCCCGCUCCCGGCGCGGGUGGUGACGAAGCAGACGAUGCAGACGACUAUGUAGAGGAACCAGCAGAGAUAGACGCCUUUGAUCUCGCCGAACCCCAGGACGUCAUAUCCAAGGUUUCUCCCGACUUUUACGACAACAUCGCAUCUUCCAAAUGGAAAGAGAGGAAGGAAGCACUUGAGGCGCUCUUUGCCGUCUUGAACGUGCCCAGGAUCAAGGACGGCGACUUCGCCGAGAUCAACCGCUGUCUGGCAAAGUGCAUGAAGGAUGCCAACAUUGCUGUCGUCACCCAGGCAGCACAGUGCAUCGAGGUCCUCGCAAAGGGUCUGAGGAGGGGUUACGGCAAAUACCGGUCCAUCGUCCAGCAGCCCGUGAUGGAGAGGCUCAAGGAGAAGAAGCAAACCGUGUCCGACGCGCUGAGCGCAGCCUUGGAUCAGAUAUUCUUGGCGACAAGUUUCACCGACUGUUUUGAGGAUAUCAUCGCAUUCCUAGUCCACAAGAACCCGCAGAUCAAGGAGGGUACCAUGAAGUUCCUCAUCCGAUGCUUGCGAAUCACGAGGGACGUUCCAAGCAAGCAAGAGAUAGGCACGAUUGUGGAGUCGGCGAAGAAGCUUCUGUCCGAGUCGAGUGAGGGUCUGCGGUCCGGCGGCGCCGAGAUCCUGGGAACGGUCAUGAAGAUCAUUGGAGAGAGGCCAAUGAAGCCUCACCUGGAAGGCCUGGAUGAGAUUCGAAAGACGAAGAUCACCGAGUUCUAUGAAUCCGCCGAGGUCAAGGCCAAAGAAAAGCCCAAGCCACCGCCUGCACCUGCCCGAGGCCCGCCUGGAGGGCCCAAGAAGGCCGUCGCCGGGGGGAAGAAGGCACCAGCAGGUACCAAGAAACCCGCUCCGUCCUCAGCUGAACCCCUCGCACCGCAAGCUUCAUCCCGCGCCGGCCCAGGCAGCAAAUUGGGGAUGCCCAAGCCCUCAGGCCUCGGAGGACUUAAAGCGCCUCAAAAGAGGACUCUUGCCGCUCCUGGUGGUGCUUCGCCCCGGCGACCGACAGCCGCACCACCCGUCAUGGAGGAUGAAUAUCCUGCAUCUCCCCCCCCGCAGCCAAAGCCCCGUAUUGGAGUUGGCAGAGGCGGGCUUGCAGCUCGAUCUCUUGCAAAGCCGUCAGCCGCCCCCACCCAGGUCGCGCCAUCCACAUCGCCCACGCCAUCGUCUGGCCUCACAGCCCUGGAACGCGCCGAGCUCGAGGAGCUCCGUGCAGCUAAUGAUCGGCUGAUCAAACAGCUCGAGGACUCGCGCCACGACCGGUCCAAGCUGAUGUCGGAGAUCCAGGAGCUGAAGAACCAGAACGCCGGCCUCAUCGAGGACCACACGCGCGACGUCCUCUCUAUCAAGGCGAAGGAGACCCAGCUGGUGCGGGCGAGGAGCGAUGCCGAGGCGGCGGAGCAGACCAACGAGCGCCUGCGCCGCGAGCUCGAGAGGCUUAAGCGGGCUCUGAGCAAGGCCGAGGCAGUCGGGGCCAACGGCGGUCCGGGGAGCCCCGUGAGCCCAAGCAUAGGACUGGGCAUGAUGAGCCCCACGCACGACGACAUGGGCAUCUACCGGGACGGCAGCGGCGGCUUCCCGUCGGGCGCCAACAGGAACCGCAUGAGCUUCACCAGCACCCUCAGCGAGGAGAAGGAGAACGGCGACAUCGCCCCAUACCCGCGGAACAAGCUCAGCCCCGAGCUGAGGUACGCCGGUAGCGCGGCGAGCAGCGGACGGGGGAGCCCGGCCAGGGGGUUCAGGAGGGACGCGGGCGGCGGCGGCGGGGGCGGCAUGGCGUUCGACGGCGCGGAUGCCGCCGCUGCGCCUUCGGGCCUGAGCUACGGCGGCGAUCGAGCGGGUAGCCGGGCGGGCAGCCGGACGGGCGAUGGUGGUGCGGGGGCCGGUCAGGGCGGGUCCGGCGUGGAGAGCUGGAAGAGGGCUGCCGAGGUGACGAGCCAGUUGAAGGCGCGGAUCGAGCAGAUGAAGGCGAGGCAAGCCACAUCGCGGCCUUGA